AUGACAGCGAAGGUCCGAGAAGGACACCGAGGGGUCCGAGAAGGACACCGGGGUCCGAGAAACCAGAGUAAGGUCUUCACGCGAGGGGUCCGAAAAUCACGAGGGUCCAGGAGAGGUACACCGACACCGAGGGUCCGAGAAGUGGACACCGGGGAGAUCCGAGAAGGACACCGGGGGUCCGAGAAGGAAACCAAGGGGCCCAAAAAGGACACCGAGGGGCCUCAGAAGGACAUCGAGGGGUCCGAGAAGGACACCGAAGAGCCCGAGGACACCGAGGGGCCCAAACAGGACAUAAAGGGGCCCGAGAAGGACACCGAGGGCCCAAGGAAGGACACCGAGGGCCUGAGAAGGACACCGGGGGGCCCGAGAAGGACACCCAGGGGCCCCGAGAAGGGACACCCAGGGGCCCGAGAAGGACACCCAGGGGCCCGAGGAAGGCAGGGGCCCGAGGACACUGGGCCCGAGAAGGACACCGAGGGGGCUCGAGAGGGACCGAGGGGCCCGAGAGGGACAACCGAGGGGCCGAGAGGGACACGAGGGGCCCGAGAGGGGACACCGAGGGGGCCCGAGGAGGACACCGAGGGGCCCGAGAGGGACAAGGGUCAGAGAGGGACACGAGGGCCCGAGAAGGACACCAGGGGCCCGAGAGGACACGAGGGCCCGGGGAAGGACACCGAGGGGCCCGAGAGGGACACCGAGGGGCCCGAGAGGGACACCGAGGGGCCCGAGAGGGACACCGAGGGGCCCGAGAGGGACAGAGGCCCGAGGGGACACCGAGGGGCCCGAGAGGGACACCCAGGGGCCCGAGAAGACACCGAGGGGUCGAGAGGACACGAGGGGCCGAGGACCAAGGGCCCGAGAAUGGAACCGAGGGGCGAAAAAUGA
Messenger RNA from Penaeus vannamei (Pacific white shrimp), 885 nucleotides. Lineage: Eukaryota; Metazoa; Arthropoda; Malacostraca; Decapoda; Penaeidae. The record is from RefSeq and is a predicted model, not a curated record.